GUAGAGACGGCGGAGCCGAUUUUCGAGCUUGCGACAGAAUGUGAAACUCUUUUCUCGGAACACAUCUUAAGGCUGAAGAAUGAAUCAGACUUCAAUGGCGCGAAAGUCGUUGGAGAGUAUCAGCAACGGUUCUCAGCUUGGGCGGCAUUUUUAGGCGUCUUUGCCAUGCCAGAUAUGUGCCUCGACCGCAGACUCCGCAGCCAUGUCGAAGUCCAGGAUCUGGCUCUUCGCUUGUUGGAUAUUAUGAAAAGAAAUCUGGUUCAUCGUGCGUCCCCUAUCCAAAGUCUAAGAGGAAUUGAAGGAGCGGUUGACCGCCUCAACCAUCUCGGGAGGACCAUACAGCGAUCGUCUGAAGCAGGACAGGCAACAAAGGUUGACAAAUUCACGACGACCUUUGAUUCCACUUCUUUUGAAGAGAUUGCGCGCUUAGCAGUCAAGUCAUUCUACCCCGAUGCCAGCGCAUCCCUUUUGAACCAACUUAUUCAAGCAAUGACCGACAUGUACGAAAAGUUUCAUUAUCGGCGAUCGAGACAAGCGCGACUCCAAGCUCGACCUAAAGCAGCGCUAUUCACCAUUGGCGAAGAUCCGGCUUCCGACUCAACGGUAAAUACAGGGAGACCAUCCCUUCAGCCAACAGCCCCUCCUAUAUUAGAUGCCAAUAAACAAUUACCCCGCUUGAUCUCAAUGACGCAUCUAGAAGACAGGUCACAAAAGUCGAGAGAAUCCAAGCCAACGUCCUUGGAUAGCCGAGAGUUUAGUAGGCUGUUUCCGCGGCAUGGGGCCGGAUCUGUCGGUAGCAAGACAAGAUCUAUUCUUGUUAGUCAAGUUGCUUAUCCUCAACCAUCUGAAGAAAGCUUAGUAUGCGAAUGGUGCUUCGCAACUCUUUCAAAAGAUGAACUCAAAGGAGAAAAGUGGAAGAAACAUUUAAAUGAAGACUUCAAGCCCUUCAUUUGCAUAUCUGAGAAGUGUAAAGGGCAAUCAAACCGAUUUGCAACUUCAAGAGCAUGGUUUAGCCAUAUGCUCGAAACGCAUGGCCAAAAUUGGCAUCGAGAAAUACAUUUGCCGCUAUGGUGGAUUUGCCCACUAUGCAACAGCAAAGAAACGACAUUUUCUAGAGCACAAGAUCUCUCAGAACACAUAUCAAAGCUCCACGAUGAAACUUUUACAAAACCUCAAAUCCAAGUUAUUGUACACCAAAGUCAGCUCCGAUCCCCGCGGCCACAGGACAUGUGCCCCUUGUGCUGCCUUUCAAUGAGAGAUGAAGAUAGGCAAGAACGCACCUUCAAAGUCGCUCAACCAGACCUUUCAUCAAAAGAUCAAGUGCCUGAAGGAAAGACCACGGGAACUCAAUCUGCCCAAAAUUUAGAGCGAGUAAACAUUGAAGCCAUCGCAAGACACGUCGCUGCGCACCUUCAAGGGAUUAUGCUCUUCACACUACGUAUGAUGUCUCUAGACGUCCUAAAUGCAACCGCAGACGAAAAGUCUUUAUCUAGCAGUACUAAUCACGACUCAUCUCGCGCUGGCUCAGCGCAACAACGUUUUGAAGAAGAGACAGGCGCUAUCGUUGACAUGUUGGAAGAAGAGGCUGAUAGCAUGGAGGUUGAUGACCCUUUGAUAGGGGAUACUAUUCCUGACUGCGAACAUAUCGAUGAUUGGCAAGACGUAAUUAACGAGACACAGCAAUUUUCAGGGACGGAUAGCUUUCUACAAGAGGUU
Messenger RNA from Trichoderma atroviride IMI 206040, 1716 nucleotides. The record is from RefSeq and is a predicted model, not a curated record. Lineage: Eukaryota; Fungi; Ascomycota; Sordariomycetes; Hypocreales; Hypocreaceae.